Molecule: messenger RNA, 795 nt
Organism: Fonsecaea multimorphosa CBS 102226
Lineage: Eukaryota; Fungi; Ascomycota; Eurotiomycetes; Chaetothyriales; Herpotrichiellaceae
Exons: 2
Coding region: 1-795 (264 amino acids)
Molecular function (GO): oxidoreductase activity, acting on a sulfur group of donors, disulfide as acceptor
Source: RefSeq, a predicted model, not a curated record
AUGGCUCUCCAGACGCCGCAUGCCGAGGAAAAGCUCCCGCUACACAAACGCGCCGAGUCUACGCCUCAUGCGCUACCCAGGCAGCACGGCCUUCGAAAACAUUACUUCGUAAGGCGAGUCAUUCCAGCCAUCCUGACGAUACUGGUGAUCUUCUCCCUGUUCCGCACUACGUUCGUCUGCCAUCACCACUAUAACCCAACCUUGUCCCGAACGUCCUCAAAUGUCGCGGACAAUGAGCCCUCGGGAAACAAAGUCCCUCUGGAAAUACAUGUCAUGUCCAAAUGUCCAGACGCUCGGGAUUGCCUGCGCCAGCUGAUUGUGCCGACCAUGAUCCAAGUGAAUGAAAAGGUCAAUUUCACAAUGUCAUUUAUAGGAAGCAUCGAUCCCGACUCCGACGCGGUUUCAUGUAAACAUGGACCGGGCGAAUGCUUAGGCAACAUCAUUCUCCUCUGCGCAGCUAAAGUCUAUCCCGAAGUCAAACUCUGGCUCGGAUUUGCCAACUGCAUGAUCUCCGAAUUUCCAGACAUCCCAAAGCGAGACCUGGUCCAGAGCUGUGCCAUGGAACACGGUCUUGACUUCCAGCAGCUCAAUUCAUGCAUCAGUGACGAAGGAGAAGGAAUCGAUCUGCUUCGAGCCAGCAUCGAGAGGAGCCAGGAGAACAAUGUGACAAAGAGUUGCACAGUUAGGCUGGCAGAAAAGGUUCGGUGCAUCCGUGACGGAGGGAAAUGGUAUGAUUGUCCAGGAGGCAGUUCUGUGAACGCUCUUGUUCGUGAUAUCAACAAGUUGUAUGGCUAG